Messenger RNA from Suncus etruscus (white-toothed pygmy shrew), 5164 nucleotides. RefSeq names its product potassium voltage-gated channel subfamily A member 2 (gene KCNA2). Gene Ontology annotation, molecular function: protein binding; delayed rectifier potassium channel activity. The transcript is spliced from 3 exons. The coding region runs from base 745 to 2244 and encodes 499 amino acids. Gene Ontology annotation, biological process: potassium ion transmembrane transport; protein homooligomerization. NCBI's taxonomy places the organism in Eukaryota, Metazoa, Chordata, Mammalia, Eulipotyphla, Soricidae. Gene Ontology annotation, cellular component: dendrite; voltage-gated potassium channel complex; juxtaparanode region of axon. The record is from RefSeq and is a predicted model, not a curated record.
CACGAGGUGCCGGUUAGUAAAUGCAAUCCGGGGAGUGGGGAAGAGUGCUUUGCUCGCUGGCUGGGGGAAAGGGGACGUGCAAGCCGCAAGCCGGAGGCCAGCUCGGCGGCGGCGGCCCCUUUAAUUCGAAUUCACGACCCGGGCCAGGUGCUGCUGCGUUGCGUGGCGCGGUGCGGCUGCGGGGCGGCGGCCGGGUUGCUCCGUUACGCGCCGCCCGCCCGCGGGGACUGCAGAGCCGGAGCCCGACUGGCCGCUUGCCUGCGGGCCCCAGCGGCAUGGAAGCUCCGGAGAGCGGUGCAUUGGGGUUUCCCAGCCAAGCCCAACAGUCUUCGGGUUCUACUCUACACUCCUGACCCGACAUCCCCCCUGCCCCUGCUGCCUGGCGCAGCUCUGGAGCUCACCUCCAGGACCCCGCAGCCUGCUCUCCUGCCCAGGAUGACUCACCACUAUUUCUAGAGUGUGAAGACGUGAUGAGGAGUUGGGCUGCCUGUCGGUGCAUCUAGGACAGCCGCAGCAUCCAACCAGCCCUGCCUGCAAAGAAGAGGAAGAGGAAGAAGGCUCUUCCCUUCCCACCUGGCCAGCCCAGCAAGGCUGUCUCUGUGACUCCUUGGAGCCACCAGGAACUCUGGUGGCUGAGCCUAGGCCAAUGCUUCUGCCUUUCCUGGGGCCACCAGCAGCAGUCUGAGCUCCCUGCCACCAGGCAGCUGGAAACCAUAGUGGGAGGCACUUCUCUCAGUCUCCAUUAUGACAGUGGCCACCGGAGACCCAGCGGAUGACGCUGCGGCCCUGCCCGGGCACCCGCAGGACACCUACGACCCUGAGGCAGACCACGAGUGCUGUGAGAGGGUGGUGAUCAACAUCUCAGGGCUGCGGUUUGAGACCCAGCUGAAGACCCUAGCUCAGUUCCCCGAGACCCUCUUAGGAGACCCGAAGAAGCGGAUGCGUUACUUUGACCCCCUCCGCAAUGAAUACUUCUUUGAUCGGAACCGGCCCAGCUUUGAUGCCAUUUUGUACUACUACCAGUCUGGAGGUCGCCUGCGGCGCCCCGUGAAUGUGCCCUUAGAUAUCUUCUCUGAAGAGAUCCGCUUCUACGAGCUGGGAGAAGAGGCGAUGGAGAUGUUUCGGGAAGACGAAGGCUACAUCAAAGAGGAAGAACGCCCUCUGCCCGAAAAUGAGUUCCAGAGACAGGUGUGGCUGCUCUUCGAGUACCCCGAGAGUUCGGGGCCAGCCCGGAUUAUAGCAAUCGUGUCCGUCAUGGUCAUCCUGAUCUCCAUCGUCAGCUUCUGCCUGGAGACACUGCCCAUCUUCCGGGAUGAGAACGAAGACAUGCAUGGUGGUGGGAUAACCUUCCACACCUACUCUAAUAGCACCGUGGGGUACCAGCAGUCCACCUCCUUCACCGACCCUUUCUUCAUCGUGGAGACCCUCUGCAUCAUCUGGUUUUCGUUUGAGUUCCUGGUCAGGUUCUUUGCCUGUCCCAGCAAAGCUGGCUUCUUCACCAAUAUCAUGAACAUCAUUGACAUCGUGGCCAUCAUCCCCUACUUCAUCACGCUGGGCACAGAGCUGGCUGAGAAGCCAGAAGAUGCCCAGCAGGGCCAGCAGGCCAUGUCCCUGGCUAUCCUCCGUGUCAUCCGCUUGGUAAGAGUCUUUCGGAUUUUCAAGUUGUCCAGACACUCCAAAGGUCUCCAGAUUCUAGGUCAGACCCUCAAAGCUAGCAUGAGAGAAUUGGGCCUCCUGAUCUUCUUCCUCUUCAUCGGGGUCAUCCUGUUCUCUAGCGCUGUCUAUUUUGCAGAGGCCGAUGAGCGAGAGUCCCAGUUCCCCAGCAUUCCGGAUGCCUUCUGGUGGGCAGUCGUCUCCAUGACAACUGUAGGCUAUGGAGACAUGGUUCCAACCACCAUUGGGGGAAAGAUCGUGGGUUCCUUGUGUGCCAUUGCGGGUGUCUUGACCAUUGCCUUACCAGUCCCUGUCAUUGUGUCCAAUUUCAACUACUUCUACCAUCGGGAAACGGAGGGAGAGGAGCAGGCCCAGUACUUGCAAGUGACAAGCUGUCCAAAGAUCCCCUCCUCCCCUGACCUAAAGAAAAGUAGAAGUGCCUCUACCAUUAGUAAGUCUGAUUACAUGGAGAUCCAAGAAGGGGUCAACAACAGUCAUGAGGACUUUAGAGAGGAGAACUUGAAAACGGCCAAUUGCACCUUAGCUAAUACAAACUAUGUGAAUAUUACCAAAAUGUUAACUGAUGUCUGAUUGGAGUCUAGUCACAUACUCACAGCCCAAUGGAACUAAUGCAGAUAUUGCAUAAUAGCCUGCAUUGUAGUCAGAGUGUUCUACAGUGUGUAUCUGGUUCUGCAUGGAAAGCAAUAGUUGUGCAAGUGACUUUUAAUCUUCUGAUUUUUGAUUUAGAACACAGAAUAUCUAUCCAUGGCUUUCAUGCAAGUCUUCAUCACCGGCUUAGGGGUUCUCCAAAAAGGGGAAUCACCAAUGGAGCCAGUAUUUCAGAAAGACAGAUUGAGGCCACUGCACAUCCAGUCUAUGCCUACCAUAUCAGUGCCACCGUCCCUUCUUAGGUAACUACACACAGCUCCCAGGUUUGUCUCCUGACCCCCACCCAUCACCCCAUUUCUGCCUACACCCUUGCUUUACAGAGGUAAACUAUGGUGACUUCACUUGAAAGCUCUGGUAAAAUUUCCAAAAGGUCAUCCACAUUUUUUUGCAUUGAAAAGAACACACAGUUCUGUGUGUUGAAAUUACUUUCUAUGUCACAGGCUGGGGUUUGUGAAUUGCUGUUGCCAAGUAGAUACUCCGGAGGUUUGUGUUUCAUAAUGGAAAAUGCUGCAUUGGGUUUUUUCUCUGCAGUGUCGCUGUGAGGGAAGCCCAGGGGGAGGAACAGUUAGUAUGACCAAAUGUGAGUUGUCAAGUUUCACAUCGACUCCCUUGGGCCAGUGGGGAGAAAGUAACCAACCAAGGGGGCCUCUCAACUUUACAGUUGACCACUGCUGCAAGCUUCAGGGUCACUGAGACCCAUGUGGUGUUUUGUUCCCACUGGAGUUUUCAGACCUGUUUCCCCAAGUGCUGUGGGCCCAGCGAUGCCGACACUGCAGUGAAAUGUACUAGUGAUGCGAGCGAACUGCAUGGAUGUUUGUUGCAUGAAUCUCAAUAUAUAAAACAUGGGAGAUAACCUAUUUUCUUAGUAGCCUACACAGUAUUCAUAUUUAGAGUAUUAAUAGCUUGGGAAGGAUAUUGAACUAUGGUUUUAUUCCCCUCACACUGGAUGGCAAAUGCCCUCAGUCAAGAGAAACAGAUUGACUAUCUGGAAUGGGGAACUAGAACUUCUGGCCAUCCAGCCUGUACCCCAUUCCUGUUCUUCAAGUGAGGGGCACAGGCCUCUGUCAAGGCAGGAGAAUGAGAAUGAGCACAUGAAGGCACCUAGGGAUGAAACAAGACAUAGGCACAACUGUACAGCUGACUGGGACAUCUGGUCCUGAGAACAGGUGGAUCUUUGGAUCAAGUGUACAUAACUAUAUAUUGAGUAUCUCUUACAUGAGUCCUCUACCUAGCUAGCUGUAGGGAAAAAAAUUGCAUUUGAACCUGUAUACGCUUAUGCAAUAUUUUUGACACAGGGCAAUUUAUGCAUGUGUUUGACUAUGUGCACUAGAGUGUAUGUAUCUACAUACACAAAUACAUACCUAUGUGUGUAUAUGUAUGCACACACAUACAUAUACAUAUGUAUAUUCAUCUCUGGAGUUCAGGUUCAGGGGCAAAUCCACUGCUCAGUGGAUUGGUUGUCUCAGAGGCCUCAUGAGUUCAUUUGUUUCAUGGGUAACCCCACUGGGCCUGGGUUUGCUGCUAUUGCCUCAGACUCCAGUCUUCAUGGAUUCUAGACAUUAGAAUUGUCUUUCUGCCCUCCAUGUGCUGCAGCUUCAGUUCCCCAUAGCUGAAGCUUGUCUUACUGAGUGCACAAGGGCCCUAAGAGCCCUCACAGCUCCAGCUGUCCUGGGCCCCCAGUCCCCCAAAUACCCCAUCAUCCCCUCUCCAGCACAUUCUGUAAAUCAUCUCCAUGCUCACCUUUCCCCACUCUGUUGUGUUGGCAUUCUCAUUGGCUCUGCAUUAGUCCCUUUCUUCAACCUUUUCCUAAAGAGCCAGUAUGGAAGGACACUAAAGAGUAGGCAUUGGAGGGCCCAAUUCCAGGAUUCAGGACUAGGAGCCACCUUUCUGUAGAAGUUUCUAAAGUUCAAAGAUCAGACAAUGAAGUUCUUAGUCAAUCCUCAGGCAUCCUUUUCAGUGCUAGGUUCUAAGUCUCUCCAUGUUGAACAAGCAAAAAGAACUGCUUAAAGAGAACCAAAGUUUCUAGAGCAGGCUGAGUGAAUGACCUCAGCACAGCCUAAUGGUAGAAAGCAGGCUGGCCCUGGAAGGGGAUGAGGAGAAGCUUUUGCUUCAUAAACUGGGCUUUUGUUUUGUUUUGCCUUUCAAUGAAAUAGCUUAAAUUCCCCCCCCCCCAAAAUGCAGAGAGUUGCUCUGUGGUAACUCCAGCCCUAACCUCACUGUUGGCCACUUUGCACCUACAGUUACUUAGUGGGGUGGGGCACCAGCUCAGGGUGUUAAGGCCCAGGUGCUCGUUAGUCCUGGUCACCGGUAUCCCCAGGUGUCCAAAGGGCAUACCAGGCCCAGCACAAAAUCUCUGUUUCUCUUCCUCUCCAUCUUAGGAGAUGGUGCUGAAUUUCCAAGAAAUGGGGGAGAAGGAAAUAGGCUUUUGGAAAAUUGAUAGCAAAGCACUCUACUUGAGGCAAUGAUACUUUAUGACAGUAUCUUGACCUGAUCCUAGAAUAUGUCCACGGGCAUACUGGCAUGCAUUACUACCACAAAAUACUGUGUCACUAUACACCAAUAUAAAAUAUGCAGCACAUAAAGUACAAGAGACUAACUUAAUGAAAAAGGCAUGCCCAGAAAAUUAUAGAUUAUCAUACCUAUAUUCAAAUUAUGCAUGUGCAGCUCCAAAUGUACACAAAGACCUAUAUAGACCAUGUGCCAUCAGACACAAAAUACAUAAAACUACAUGGACACAAUGCAGUGUUCAUGUAGACAAUGGGUAUACAUAAGUACAAAAACACAGAAAUUUGACUGUUGGUUCUGCAUCUAAGGUAUAAAAAACUCAAUACUAGGCAUGCAA